AUCCACCACACACUCACAUUCACAGCAAACCCGACGGUGAUAACAGUGUAUUGCAGAACUUCACGUUGGUUUCAAAGUAAACGUCAUGGUGAAAAGCGACGUGGAGGUGACUAUAAACGCGGAGGAGGCUCCAGUGGCAAGUGGGCCUAAACCAGCCAAGAAAAAGAAAAAUAAGAAAAAAAAGAAUAAGCCUGGCAAAUACAGUGUUCUUGUGCUAGACGCUGUCAAAAAGUUGAAUGAGCGAAGCGGUUCGUCUUUGGUAAAAAUUUAUAAUGAAGCCAAGAAGGCAAGCUGGUUUGAUGAGCAGAAUGGGCGAACCUACCUGCGGUAUUCUAUCCGAGCGCUGGUACUCAACAACACGCUGAUCCAAGUGAAGGGCAUGGGGGCGAACGGUUCCUUCAGGCUCAAUGAAGAUAAAUUCGCGAAAGAGGUACCGAAAAAGACUCAGUCCAAGCCAGCCAAGACCACCACGAAAACUGCCAAAGCAUCGACUACCAAGAAGGCAACCGUCAAGCCAAAGGCGAAGAGCAGCCCGAAGAAGGCACCAGAUGCAAAGAAGCCCGCGGCUAAAAUGAAGAAGCUGGGUGUCAAAAAGGUGAUCGCUGCACAGAAGAACAAGAAGCCGAAGAAAGCCAGCAAGCCACCAACCAAGUCACCGAGGAAGAAGUAGCCUUGUCGCUAUCAAAUACAGAACUUUAUUUGAGAUUUUUAUUUUUACACAUUUUUUGUUGUAGUUUUUUUUCUUACGUGGUUGGUUUCACUGGCAUACAAUGCAUAAUCAACGGAUUAUUAUAGGCUAACAGUUGUUUUCUAUGUUUAUUCUCUGCAAGGCAAUGAUUGGCUCAGUGGCGUAUUGUCAGAGGGACCAUGAGUGUAGUGUUGCUUUGAAUAACAGGCAACGCCCCCAGUUUUAUGUUGUCACUUGUCAGUUCCAGAGAUGCCCUGCUCUGCUACAAAAUGUUACAUUGUAACAAAUAUGUUUUUACUUUUACCCAAAGGUUUCCCCUUACGGAUAUGACCAGGAAAUCCUAAUCGUGGCUCUUCAUUCUUUUCGAGGUGGCUGACAACAUUGCGAAAGUGUAUUUGUAAUUCUGAGAAACUGAUGGUUUAAAAGACUUUGUCUAUUUGAUGAGCAUUGUAUUGUCUCUUCGGUACACGUGGCAUUGAAGUGAUUGUUAAUCUCUGUGAAUAAAUACCUUAAAACGG
Messenger RNA from Oncorhynchus keta (chum salmon), 1206 nucleotides. It is a transcript of the gene h1-10, whose product is annotated as histone H1.10. Bases 86 to 670 code for a protein of 194 amino acids. Gene Ontology annotation, biological process: nucleosome assembly. Gene Ontology annotation, cellular component: nucleosome. NCBI's taxonomy places the organism in Eukaryota, Metazoa, Chordata, Actinopteri, Salmoniformes, Salmonidae. The record is from RefSeq and is a predicted model, not a curated record. The transcript has a single exon. Gene Ontology annotation, molecular function: structural constituent of chromatin; DNA binding.